AAAUUUGCCCUAUGUAGGAUUUGAAGAAAUAUUAAGGUCCGUAAACCCGUGUAACAUUAGGGAGGCAGGUUCCAUAUCGCUAAUAACAAACCGCGGUUAGCGAAUCAUGUGUUGGGGGGUACAUUACCUUGGGUUUACUUUUGACCAGGAAGCAGGAGGGGACAUUUGAACUGUUGAGCAGCAGGUUCCGGGUUCAAACCCAGGAUGCGGCAGCAGUGGAAUUGAAGCAGAGAGCAAGAUAUGGCAAAUCAACUGGAACAGCAAAUUCUCGAAGUAGGGAGGAAGCUGCAGCAUCCUCCCCACUCUAAAGAAGCUCUUAUCAAGAUUCUCAAGCAAGUUGCGAGUUAUUUGUCUGAGGUGGACCAGUCUCCUUCACAGACGAUGUUAAGGGCAUUGCGCCCAUCAAUGAAUUCUUUAGUUGCACCAGAGCUUUUGGGGCAUCGGGAUAAAGAUGUUACGCUUCUUGUGGCAACCUGUAUCAGUGAGAUUACAAGAAUCACAGCACCAGAGGCUCCAUAUAGUGAUGAUGUGUUGAAGGAUAUAUUUCGUUUGAUUGUCGGAACUUUUCGGGGAUUAGAUGAGACAACUAAUCCCUCAUUUGGAAGGAGGGUAAGCAUUUUAGAAACAGUUGCGAGAAUUAGGUCAUGUGUGGUGAUGCUGGACCUUGAAUGUGAUGGCCUUAUCAUUGAAAUGUUUCACAUCUUCUUCUCUGUUGUCAGUGAAGCUCAUCCAGAAAAUGUCUUAAAAUCAAUGCAAUCUAUUAUGACUCUUAUUUUGGAUGAGAGCGACACUAUUUCAGAGCAGUUACUAGCUAUUGUGUUAUCUUCCUUAGGAAGAGAAAAAGGGGACGUUUCACCUGCUGCCCGCAGGCUUGGUAUGCUUGUUUUGGAGCAAUGUGCAAUCACACUUGAGCCAUAUGUGUACCGUUUUAUUGAGUCAGCUAAAUCCGCCGAGGAAAAGUUGCAAGGUGUCCUGCAUUCACACUAUUAUGAUGUUAUCUAUGAUAUUUAUCAGUGUGCACCCCAGAUGCUGGAGAGGGUUAUUCCAAAUAUGAAACAAGAACUUCUGACAGAUCAAUUAGAUGUGAGGUUGAGUUCAGUGAAGCUGCUUGGUCGUCUUUUUGCAAUACCUGGUCACCCUCUGCCAGAAUUAUUUCAGCCACUUUUUGCAGAAUUUUUAAAGAGAUUUACAGAUAAGGAUGUCGAAGUUAGACUGUCAGUCGUUGAACAUGUGAAGGAAUGUCUUUUGUCAAAUCCAUUUAGGCAUGAGGCAGCUGACAUCAUAUCUGCACUUAAUGCACGACUAUUGGAUUAUGACGAGAAUGUGCGUAAGCAAGUUGUAGCAGCAAUUUGUGAUGUUGCCAAUUAUGCCCUCAAGUCUAUACCAGUGGAGAUAAUUAGGCAUGUAGCGGAACGACUACGUGACAAAGUGGUUUUUGUUCGGAUGUAUACUUUGGAAAGAUUAGCAGAGAUAUACAGAGUUUACUGCUCAAAGUUUUUGGAUGGUUCGAUUAGUGACUAUGAGUUUGAAUGGAUUCCACAGAAAAUCAUAAUGUGUUGUUACGACAAAGAUUUCCGGGCUCAAGCAAUCGAAUUGGUAUUUUCUGAAUCACUAUUUCCUUCUGAACUUCCAGUUGUAGAGAGGGUCAAGCAUUGGAUUAUGAUGUAUUCUAAAUUUGAAAAAUUUGAGGUAAAAGCACUUGAAGGAGUUCUGGCACAGAAACAAAGGUUACAACAAGAAAUGCAGAGCUAUUUGUUACUGCGGGAAAAAAUGAAGGAGUACAAUACAGUGGAAUUCGAAAAGAGAAUUUUGAGCUGUUUCAAAUCUAUGUCAUUGUCUUUUAAAGAUCCUCCAAAGGCAGAAGAAAGCUUUCAAAAGCUUAAUCAACUGAAGGACAACAAAAUUUGGAAGGCUUUAACAAGCUUACUUGACCCAAGCAAUUAUUUUCUUCAAGCUGAACAAAUUUAUAUUGACAUGCUUCAAAGGCUUGGUGAUAAACACCCACAAUAUGACUUUAUAAAAAUGCUUGGUGCUAAAUGUUCUUAUCGGCUUUUUAAUAAAGAGCAUGUGAAAGAAACACUGAAGGAGAUUACAGUAAAUAAGCUAGCUGGGAGAGAUGACUUGAUUAAGUCUGCCAUGAAUUUACUUGUGCUUUUUGCAGGGUUUUUCCCUUUCCUUCUUCAGGGGUCAGAAGAAGAUCUAAUCCAAUUACUUAAAGAGGACAAUGAGUGCAUUAAAGAAGGUGUUGUACAUAUUAUUGCAAAAGCUGGUGUCUUGAUUGGAGAACAAAUGACAGAUACAACUAGUUCUUUAGAUCUUUUGCUUGAAACACUCUGUGUAGAGGGUAGUCGCCAACAAGCAAAGUAUGCUGUGCAGGCUUUAGCUGCAAUAAUGGAGGAUGCUGGACUAAAGGCACUUUCUGUAUUAUACAAACGGCUGGUGGAUACGUUGGAAAGUGGUACACAUCUACCUUCAAUAUUGCAAUCUUUAGGUUGUAUCGCUCAGAAUGCGAUGCCAGUUUUUGAAACACGGGAGGAGGAUGUAGUUCAUUUUGUCCAUGACAAUCUUCUCCGACGCAACAGUAAUCCUUCUGAUGUUUUCAAGACUGAGUGGGAAGACAGAAGUGAAGAAUGUUUGUUAAAAAUAUAUGGUGUUAAAACUCUUGUAAAAAGUUACUUGCCUAAAAAGGAUUCUCACUUACGGCAAAGAAUAGAAACUCUCUUGGGGAUUCUUGCAAGAAUUCUUACGUCUGGGGAAAUAUCAAAGGAUGUGAAAUCAAGUGAAGUUGACAAAGCUCAUAUGAGGCUUGCUGCUGCAAAAGCUUUGUUGCGCUUGUCAAGGCAUUGGGACCAGCAGAUAACUCCUGAACUUUUUUAUUUGGGAUUACAAAUUUCACAGGAUCCUUAUCCUGAAGUAAGGAGAGAAUUUCUUGGGAAAGUGCAUCAGUAUCUCAAACAGCGGACACUUGAUCAGAAAUAUGCUUGUGCCUUUGUUUUUGGUAUAUCAGGAAUGGAUGAUGAUGAUGUUAUAGAGGUGAAGCAAUAUCUAUUUGAUUUUGUUGAGACAUAUCAUCAGGGUGUCCAAUUACGACAGACCUAUGCUCAUUCUGAUGGGAGUUUAUUAACAUCUUGUCCAGAAUAUGUUAUAGCUUAUUUAGUCCAUGCACUUGCACACCAUCCUAAAUUUCCUUCUAUUACUGGAGAUUUACGUGCAGAAGCAUUUGAAUCUUUAUAUCGGCAAUUGCACUUUUUUCUUUCAGCGUUCAUGCAUCGGGAUGGAGAUGGACACAAUGAUUCUGAGAGAAAAAGGGGACAAGAAAGCUUUUCUAUAAUCACGACAAUAUUUCAGACCAUCAAAUGUGCAGAAGAUGCAGUUGACAAGUCAAAAUCAGAAAAGCUGUAUGCUUUGUGUGAUCUUGGUCUCUCAAUUACAAAGGAGUUUAUACAGCAUACGGUGCCCUCUUUAGAGUUCAGAAUGUCUGUUUCACUCCCAGGUGUUCUGUAUAAACAACUUGAAGACAGCAAAGGCAUGGCUUUGAAGGCGAAUGUGACAGAUUGUACAACAAGCCGUUUUGGUUCAGGCUUUUUUGCACACUUCCAAGCUCCCAGCACACAUUGUAUGACUCAUUCAACUCCAGAUCAGACAUCGAAGGACGGUACUGAUCAAAAUGUCACUGAAGAAAGUGACAAGAAUGAUUUUGAAGAGCCUUUGAGAGUGAUGUUGCACAGCGGAAAUUUGCAAGGAAUUCGGAAAAAAAAAAGUUCUGGAGGUCGAAGAUAUACUAAUGUUGCUAAUUUGCUAAAAGUUUGUGGAAACAAGGAUUCUAUUGAUCUGCCUGAAACAGCUAAGGAUCAAGUAGAUAAACCGUUAGAGAAUCAAGAAACUAUCAAACUCUCAGUUCCAGUUUCAAAUGGCACUGAGGGUAGAAGAGAUUCUGCACCCAAUCAGUAUACUAUUGAUAAUAUAAUGAGAAUAAAUGCAGAAAAUAUGAUCUUACCUAAGAAGAAAAGAAGCCGACCUAGGAAGGACAGAGAAGAUGGUGCAGGAUCUGAGUCACAUCCACCUAAGCGAGGACACUGGAAAAGCUUAGGUAAAGGGGGUGAUUCUAAAGAAGAAAGAAAUCUUGUAGGUUUAACAACAGGAAGGGCUGAGAUGGUAUCAGCUACUUCUAAUGGAGCAGAAGAGAAGCACUUUGAGUCAGCGUCCAGUCAGAAAUCAGAACUAAGUAAGGAUUUCCUCCAGAAUGCAUCAGGACUAGGUAUCAGUAGAAACAGCUCACCAAAAUAUUUGCAGGAAAGCUUACCUCAAACUCAGAAGGAUUUUAGAUAUACUGAUACACCAGAAGCAAAUCAACAUGUACAGUUGCCUAAAAGGAAGCCAGUUGCUAGGGUGGAAUUUGAUUCUAAGUUUCCAUGUGAGAGCCUGAAGAGUAGGGUAACACACAGAAAGCCACGGAAGAAGAAAAGCAUUUCAGGAUUGCAGAAGAGUACCGAGAAACUGAAGAAAGAGAAGUUUGAUUAUGAGAAGUUGGCUGGACAUAGGAUUAAGGUCUGGUGGCCUCUUGAUAAGCAGUUUUAUGAGGGAAUUGUGCAAUCAUAUGACUCAAUACAAAAGAAGCAUACAGUUUUAUAUGAUGAUGGAGAUGUCGAGGUACUUAGACUUCAAAAGGAGCGGUGGGAGCUGACUGAUAAUGAUUUGUCGCUUGAAAGGCCGGCAUUGGUAUCUCCAAAAAGUUCAAAAAAUGUUGAAGCCAUGCCAGUGAAAGAAAGAACGCAAAUGGGCGCUUUAGAAGGAAAAAAGGCAGUAUCUUCUAAUAAAAGCAGAGGUUCUGUUUCUAAAUCUACAAAGAAAGGUACAUUCAAAUCUCAUUAUAAGUCUAACGACAAUGGUGUAUCUCCUAAAAGCAUGGAGCUUGAUACAUCUAGAGUAAAGGUUGGAGAUCCCUUUUUGUCUAUGGAUGAAAAAAGUCAACCUUCUGGUGGCAAAAGGGGAAAAAGAAAGUCAGAGCUUGAUACGUCUAGAGUAAAGGUUGGAAAUCCCUUUUUGUCUAUGGAUGAAAAAACUCAACCUUCUGGUGGCAAAAGGGGAAAAAGAAAGUCAGAGCUUGAUACGUCUAGAGUAAAGGUUGGAAAUCCCUUUUUGUCUAUGGAUGAAAAAAGUCAACCAUCUGGUGGCAAAAGGAGAAAAAGAAAGUCAGAGCUUGAUACAACUAGAGUAAAGGUUGGAGAUCCGUUUUUGUCUAUGGAUGAAAAAAGUCAACCUUCUGUUGGCAAAAGGGGAAAAAGAAAGUCAGAGCUUGAUACAUCUAGAGUAAAGGUUGGAGAUCCCUUUUUGUCUAUGGAUGAGAAAAGUCAACUAUCUGGUGGCAAAAGGGGAAAAAGAAAGUCAGAGCUUGAUACAUCUAGAGUAAAGGUUGGAGAUCCCUUUUUGUCUAUGGAUGAGAAAAGUCAACUAUCUGGUGGCAAAAGGGGAAAAAGAAAGUCAGGUUCUAAAGGUAGAAAGGGUGGUAGCUUUGCCAUAUCGACCAAUAUAACUAGUGGAACUAGCAAGGACCCUAAACAAACAAGUACUACAGUAGAUACCAAAAAUGGUGGUGUGCCUGAUUCUGGAAGCAGGGAUUCUGAUGAUGAGCCACUGAAUUCAUGGUGGUCUCGUAUACGCAAGAUUCAUUGAAUUGUAUGGGUAAAAAUGUUUCACUAAUUCAAUGAUGGCAGUGAACAAAGAGUGCCUGCCAUUUGUUUGAGGUGUUUUAGAUUAUCAUAAUGUACAAGUUAAUCAGGGUUAGGGUGUCUGCCUAUGUAUGGUGGAAUUGUAAUUUUAUAGCCUGCUGGCAUUUGACUUAAUAAAAGUCAAUGAACUUGGAUGGUUAAUGUUAAACAGAAGUUCUUGUUGAGGUCAUGAUGGUUUCAGGGCUUCCCAUUGCUCGAGCAUUCCUAUGAUACUAUAGGUUAUGCUUGUUGUACACCUGCUGUAUUCUAUCAUUCAUAUGAUGUAUUUAAUAUUUGAUCUUAAAAGUUAUCCUUUUUCUGGUUGUGUUA
Messenger RNA from Cryptomeria japonica (Japanese cedar), 6038 nucleotides. Its product is annotated as sister chromatid cohesion protein PDS5 homolog A. NCBI's taxonomy places the organism in Eukaryota, Viridiplantae, Streptophyta, Pinopsida, Cupressales, Cupressaceae. Bases 241 to 5673 code for a protein of 1810 amino acids. The record is from RefSeq and is a predicted model, not a curated record. Gene Ontology annotation, biological process: mitotic sister chromatid cohesion; DNA repair. Gene Ontology annotation, cellular component: nucleus; chromatin. The transcript is spliced from 38 exons.